Messenger RNA from Actinia tenebrosa (Australian red waratah sea anemone), 1630 nucleotides. Its product is annotated as melanopsin-like. The record is from RefSeq and is a predicted model, not a curated record. Gene Ontology annotation, biological process: G protein-coupled receptor signaling pathway. Gene Ontology annotation, molecular function: G protein-coupled receptor activity. Gene Ontology annotation, cellular component: membrane. Lineage: Eukaryota; Metazoa; Cnidaria; Anthozoa; Actiniaria; Actiniidae.
UCCUUUCGGGGAAUGCUGUCAACUCAGCUGGUAACACGGUGAACAUCAAAGACUUCCGACCACGAAAAGUUUGUCUUUUAAUAAAUGCAAUAGACGAUACAAUGUCAAAUCCUUCCUGAAAGGCCAGCAGAAGACUACAGACCAAGCUACAUCUCGGCCUCGGUGUUCUUUUUAUUCUAACGAUAAGCACUAGAAACUGGCUGCGUCUGAUGAAGAAGAAAGAGCUAGUUGAAGACCCAACUUCAUAAAAACCAGCGUGAAGAACAAGUUUGACAUUAGUAUGAACAACACAAACUCUAGUGUCGUGAAUCUUUUCACCUAUUCUCUUGUUCUCGCUCCUAGGCCUAUCUUUGAAGUGAUCUUUGAAUCACUUUCAAUCAUCAUCAUCAUUAUACUAGCCUUGUUCGGCAACAUUCUGAUAUUGAUUGUCGUAUACAAAGAGGGAGGAUUCAAAAAGAGUUCCAACAUACUACUUAUCAAUCUAGCUAUGACAGACGUCACGUCUGCAGUCUUGGGAUUCCCACUAGUACUGGUUACCAUAGCGACAGGGAGGUGGAUCAUGGGUGACGUCAUGUGUCAGUUUCAGGCGUACAUGUCGUAUGUUCUUUACUCCUGCACCCUCUGCACAUUAACAGUAGUUAGUGUCAAUAGGUACACACUGCUGUCGAAACCUCAUUUCCAUCGGAAGAUCUUCGGAAGGCGCAAAACCGUUGCCUUAGUGAUAGGUAUAUGGGUGACGUCAUUUUCUUUCGCUACUCCUCCUCUGAUUGGUUGGAGUAGAUACGUGUUUUUGGCUGAUUAUGCGAUCUGUGUGACGGACCCUAUCGCGAGCCCUUCAUUCAAUACGUUUCUAUUUCUAUUCCUGCUUGUUAACAUGUUCAUUAUCAUAUUUUGUUACGCUAAAAUCUUUUCCACCCUAAAACGUAUCAAAAAACUCGGUGCUCAAAAUCCUGACGCUGUAGCCAAUCAGAGCGCUAGACAGCCUGUUGCCAAUCAAGGGCCAGGGGCACCAGCCAAUCAGGAUAUAGGAGCACCAGUAGCCAAUCAGGAGCCAGAGCAUAAUGAAGAGAAUGUAAACGGUGAGAGUAAUCCAUCACAAGCCAAUCAAAAUCUGGCAUCAAGAUCAAACGAAAUUCAAAUAACCGCCAUUAUAUUUAUCAUCAUUUGUUUGUUUGGAUUUUGUUACUUGCCAACUUUUAUUGUUGGUUUUUUCGUGUUUUCCUCUUCAUCUAUCACUCGUUCAAUGCGGUUGUUUUCAACAUUUUCAAUUUCAUUGACAAGUGUCGUAAAUCCGUUUGUGUUUUGCAUAAAGAGCAAAGCCUUCAGAAAACUAGCUAAACAGAUUUAUAGAGGAAUAACAGGUUGCUUUCAAAACGAAUAAAACAAGUUUCAAAUUAUUCAAUCAGGUUUAAGAAAGAAAGAAAGUAAGAGAUUCUUACUGAUCAUUAUCAAAUAUUCUGUAUUAAUUAAUAGAAAAUAACUUUAAAUAAUAAGUAAUAUGUAUGUGAAUAUCAAGUCAUUUACAAACCGGAUAUUAGUCCCGGUAUUUGCCGCUAGUAAUGGCGUUUGAAAAUAUCCAUAUUCGCUAUAUUCGCAAUCUUGCUAAUAUUAAACACGUGACCAACUUUGA